This is a messenger RNA of Nicrophorus vespilloides, 1168 nucleotides long. RefSeq lists its product as uncharacterized. The record is from RefSeq and is a predicted model, not a curated record. The coding region runs from base 102 to 1106 and encodes 334 amino acids. The transcript is spliced from 8 exons. Lineage: Eukaryota; Metazoa; Arthropoda; Insecta; Coleoptera; Silphidae.
AUUUAUAGUUGCGUUCGGAAGCUGUCGCAGCUCAGUCCGCAAGAUUCAUUGCAUCUAAUAACAAGUGACAUAGUUUUAAUUACAAAAUAGAUUCACAAAAGAUGAUGAUGAAAUUCGUGAUUGGAUUGGCUGUUGUGGGCUUGGCUCUUGCAGCGCCUGGUCGCGUGCAGAAGACUUUCGAGGCUUCGGUCAGUGCAUCUGGAGAUCAGGGUCCUAUUAGUUAUGAGAAUGGAAACGUUGGUGUGAACGUAGCAGGAUUCCAUGCUUCCGCAGGAUUGGGAGGUCUUCUGACUGGAGAUUCUACCAAAGGUGGACUUCAUGCUGAAGCAGGAACGCCUUUUGGGCAUGAAGCUGCCGCAGGACUCGGAGGAUCCGUGGACGCAAAUGGACACAGUGGUGGUGCUCUUUAUGCUGGGGCCACUGCUGGUGGAGGGAUUGCCGCUUCUUCGGGAAUUGAAGGUUCUGCUGCUUACGGACAUAAAACUAUCCAUCGUCAAACACAGGUUCUUUCUGAGAAAACUGUCACUGAAUCGCCUAAGGUGAUUUCCGAAAUGACCUACCAGGAAGCCCCCGUCGUCCAUAGAACUGUCAUCGAGAAAACUGUCAUUCCUCAGUACGUCGAGAAAACCAUUCAAGUCCCCAGUUACGUGGAGAAAACCAUCAGAGUUCCGACCGUCGUCGAACACAAGGUUCGUGUCCCUGUGACACCCAAGAUUGUUGAGAAGACUUAUGAUGAAGAUACUCAAGUUCAGAAAUACGCUAAACCUGCAGCUUCCUUCCACGCCAGUUUCAAUUCAAAUGUAAAUGGUGGAGCAGGUGUAUCUGGUGAAAAGGUAGCUUUAGUUGAAAGACCAACUGCUGUAGUUCACAAGCAAUACAGUGGACCAGGAUUGUUCGGUUUGUUUGGAGGUGGAUUCAGAGCUGGAGCUGCUGGAGGUUUCGGCGCUUCAUCGGCCGGUGGCUAUGCAGGAUCAGCACAUAGGCAAUCCUUUUUCAACGACGUCUUCAACAUUCCGAUUGCCACACUUGGCGCCGUUAGCAAUCUUCUAGGUGGAAUCCAUGGAGGAGGUUCAUUAGCCGUGUCGAAAUCUUAUGGAGUGCAUUAAUAUACGUUCAAUAAUUGUAUGGCAAUACAAUAUUAUUUUCAACUGUUCUAUAAUAUUUAUAU